AGAAAAGGAAAAGAGACAGGAACCAGACUCAAUGCAGUUUUCCAUGCUGGUUUUAAUCUCAUUUAGAAGCAUGUGCUGGGUUUUUAACUCUUCAGUUGCAUCUUCAGAGUACAGUAAAAAGGACUGUUGUGUUUUCUGCAGAACAAGCUAAAUCUUCAGCUGAAAUGCUGACUUGUAUUCAGCAUCCUGGUAAGAGACAGCCAUAGCAGGUCAUGACAAAAAUACAGGCAUACUGGGCAAGUUGCCUCUUUGCUUUCUGAGAAAUCAGAUACUCCCAAGCUGCCAAAAUGAGACAGUUAUGCUGGCUGGUUUUACAGGACUGGAGGGGAUAGGGAAGAUGGAUUGUUGUGAACUGUUAGAAACUCUGCUUUUGCAUUUGGUAACAUUGGGACAUUUGCAGAACUUGCCAACACAAGUUACUGUCUUUUUCUUUACACCAGAGCUGAACUGGAGAUGUGGUGGGAAAAUGACUUUUCAAUACCAAAGUUAAUUCAAUUCUUAGUCCCACAUCUACAGUUGCAUGUAGAAGACAUUGAUUGCUGGGUUCAAGUUCAAUAAGUAGCAGAGAAAAAAAAAGUCUUCCUGGAAUGUGUCAGGCUUUGGCAGUAUUCUGGGCCCAAUUUUACCUGUCUGUUGAAGCAUCGGGGUUUUGGUGGGGGAGGAGAAUGCAGCAGCCCCCCCAUGCAAGAGUGGUUGCUCCUGUCAGCUGUUAGAUUGUACCCUUAGCUCCUCAUGUUCAAGGCAGAUAAAUACUGAAACAAGUGGGCAGGGCUCAGGAAGAAUAAGAUAGAAUGUGAUGGUCUGUAGUAACUGAGAUACCUACCAAGGUUUCCAAUGCUAUUGUGCUGUACAUUAACAAAAAAAAAAAAAAAAAAGAUUGAGCAUUAAGAUGGAAACAUGCAAACCCUGCAUUUUCUAUCCAUACAGUUAGUAGUGUCUAUCUUGCCUAGGUUUGAAUUUGCUUCUGUUGAUGCUCUAUGUGCAGGAACAAAAAGUAUGAAAAAACAAGUAUUUUGAUUUUGUUUUGUUGUUUGUUAUUUAUCUCAGCCGGCCAGAAGGCUAUGUCAGAGCUCUCGUUCUGUAGUGGCUAUGCUGUUCUCUGAAAGAUAAGUUGGAGUCUAUCUCUGUUCUGUUUCUACAGGCAGAUCUAAGCAAGUUCUGCCCAUUCUGUGAAGGUCUGAACAGCAGCCAGAGCUGGGCUGGGUGGCCCUGCAGAGGGGGAUGAGGUGGGGCUGUGCAGGGGCCCAAUUUCCCUGGUGCAGAACCGGCUCCUGUGCAAGUAGGUGAGAGGAGGUGGUAGAAGUCUGGGGUGUUGUGUAGGAAGACAAUAUGGGCCUGUUUAGGUCACUGUAAACAGUUAAUGUGUCCCUGGAAAUGUUCAAGGUCGGGCCAGAUGAAGCUCUUAGCAACAGGGUGUAGUUGAAGGUGUCCCUGCUCAGUGCAGGAGAAUUGGGCUAGAUGAUCUUCAAAGGUCCCUUUCGGUCCAAACAGUUCUAUUAUUCUGUGAUUUUUUGAAAUAAAUACCUUUUUGGAAAGAUUUUGAAUUGUGAGAGCUAGAGUUUAACCUGUUGAGCAAAGGGCUAAAAUACAAGUGGUGUAAUUGAUUGUAUAUGUGAGUAAAGAAAGAUUUCUGUGCCUCCCUGCUUGACUUUGGGUACUGGAUGGGUGUGUUCACACACAUCAGUGAUCAGAAGAAAUGUGCAUGGCCGUAUUUCCAUGCCUCAGGGAGGUGCAUAAAUAAACAUACUUUGAGCAUUGCCACAGCUAUCUUGGAUGUCCUUGGCAGAAAAGCAAGGUGGGAGGAUAUUGGAGCCGAUGAGAUUAAAACUAGUUCAGGUAUGCUUACCCCAAGCCAUGAUAGAACAUGAAUGGUAGAGAUGUAAAAUGCAGGAGCAUAUCCCAGGAGAUGUGGGAUUGCUCUAUCUCCCUUUGAUUCUUGUUUGCAAAAUUCUUCUCUUUCCAAAGACUUUGGUUGGCACCACACAGCCAGCAGUGCUAUGGAAAACGAGCUUGGCACUGGGUAAAAACAAGGUUGUGUCUGUUGCUGUCCGUCUACAGAGCAUAAGAACAUGCAGCAUCCAAAAUAUGAAUAGAAAAAAUGAUUCAAUUUCAAUUCAAUUACUUCUGUACAAUUACUCAAAACAACUGAUGUCUGUUGUUACUCAUUAAUAAAUAUAGUUGUGCCUUAUUUUCUUCAAUAAAUUUCUGUAAUUAUAAACUCUAGGCAGAUACAGCACUGGGGAGAGAAGAGAUAGAGAAGAUUACAUUAAUUGCUUCUCCUGCAAAGUGUGAUUCUAACAUAAACAGGUCACUUGUGGCUUUGUGUUUGGAAGUGCAUGUGCCCUAGGAAUUCUGUGGCAGUUGGAAUUAAGAAUAGGAGGUCUUUCUGAUGGGAGAGUCUCCUUAGUCUUUUUAAAAGGGAUAGCGGCAUACACAUUAGCUGCCUACAAAUGUUGUCUCUGUGGCUGUGUAGCAUGAUUACAAUCUUCAGGUGUCCUUCCUGGCAGAACAGUAAUAAAAACAAUACACUUGAUUUUCUUUCAUGAAAAGCCAGGACUAGCUGCUCUGGAGAUGACGAGCAAUCAAUUCCAACCUUAUGUAAGAUGAACGCUCCAUGGAAGGGAGCUGGAUGUUUUGAUUGUUGGUCAGUUUGGAGGAGACAGGAGCUGCAAGGCAAGGACUUCUCCUCCCACCCUUGCCUCCAGUGGAAGUGAAAAGUUGCUUCUGUCAGUGCUCAAGACCACAAGACUGCUGAUUAGUGCUCUUGUUUUGUAAAUGUCUGUAUUACAGAAGGCUCUGCUGCCUCUCAGAGCUGUGCAGCCUCCAGUUUACCAGGUGUUCCUCUUUAAUCAGGGCAGUCAAUUGCCUCACUGUUUAUAAAAGGCCUUAAGUGAGGAAGUAAUCAGCACUGUCUAUUAUAGCAAGAAUAGGAUUUGCAAUCAAAUAGUGACAUGACUAAUGUCAUUGAAGCAUUAUUGCAUUGACAGCUUCAUAUUCUCAGGCCACAUGCCCCAAAUUGUGUGUGGGGGAAAAGAGUGUGUUACAUUGUGUGGCUCAGGUAAUGCAAGGUUAUUAAGUUGCCAGUUUGCUGUAGAGCAAGCCCAGAUAUUCAAAUGAGUGGGGUCCUUGUCCAUCAAUGCAGUUAACUCAGACAUCUCACUGCUGUCCUGAAGCUCACCCCAGUGAUAAGCAAGUGUGUGAGCAAAUUCAGGCAAAAGUGGAUGCUGAGAAAGAUCACAGAAAUUCCUCCGUGAAGGAUCUCCUGAGCUGAAGAGAAAGCUAUUUUGAGCAGCAAACAUAGGAAUGUUCCAGGAAACUACUCCCAUUUAAACUGGUAUCUAAUUAUAGCUCCCAAUUCCUUUCACUUCCAUCAGCAGUACUUUCUCUUCUAACUUUUAGUAAGGUUACAGGAUAACUCAGGUUGGAAGGGAAAUAACGUACCAACAAUUAUGAUAUCUCUCAUAAAUGCUUAUUGUAUAGGAUGGGGACCUUGCCCCUUUUUUGAGUUCUUGAUUGUGUAAAAGGAGACAAGGAAACCCCACCCAGGAUACAAUACUUUCUAAACAUAGUAUUAUUAAAUCUUUCCUCCAGAUUUAUACAUGGUUUCAUUUCUUCUGUAUAUUUCCAAGCAAUCAGCCAAUUAUGUUAAAGAAAAGGGGAGUUUAACACUGGAGGAGAUCAGUUUUUAUGGCUGGAAAUAAUUCAUGAAUUGGAGUGUCAGAUCCAUUUUCCUAAAUGACAUCAAGCAUUAAGAGCCAGUCUUGGAAGAUGUUACAGUCCCAAAAGGGGGGCAAGAAAGUGCAGUUAAAUAUGUGGAGAAAGUAGCACGGAACAUUCACUCCCUGUUGCUGCAGACCCAGCCAGCAUGAGACCACCCUGAAGCAUUUGUGGCUUCAAGCCAAAGUGCUGAGUCAAAGUGCAGUGGAACAUAGACAGUCUUCUUAGCAUUUCUCAUAUCAGUUAGACAUCCAUCUCUUCUCCAUAGAAGGAAUGCUAUUCUCACAGUGGGAAGGAUUCAGCUAGGGAUGCUUUCCAGAGAGUUACAUUUCAAGGGUGGGUAAAGAUUAAUACUCAGCUCUCUUAGAAGAGUCUAGAUGCAAAUGUGGUCUUUAGAAGCUGGGAUCUCUUUUACUUGAGAUUUUUGUUUGUUUCCAGUCGGUGAAUAUGCUUUGAGGCAUUUGUCACAAUAGAAGUAUCACUUACCUGGGACAGUAACAAAGGACUUUUUGAUGUAGUUACUUUACAGUUCCCUAAAGCUUCUCAUUCCAAUUAAUUUUUUUCCACAAACCUGUUGGGCAUACUAAAAGCUGUAUUUGCUGCAUUCUUAUUCCAUAACCCACUUCUGCUUCCAGGGUAGAGUAGAGCAGUUCUGCAGAAUCAAGGAAGUCUGAAGGGAUUUCAGUUUUAAAGCAGAGCUUUAAACUCAGUGUUUAAAUUAUUAUUUAAUUACCUUUUAUGUGUUUUCUAUCUACUUUGCAUCUCUCUUCUCCAUGUAUUCUGGCACUUGGCUUCUGUUGUGGUUUAAGAAUGGUUUUCUCCAAUUUAGAGUUCCUGCUGAAACCUCCUCAAAUGAUGCACUGCUCUCUCAAUCUCCUCUCCCCCUUCCCAUGGGUGGCUGGAGAGGAGAACUGUAGAAACAAAAAGUAAAGACUUGUAAGAACAAUUUACUGGAAACAGCAAUGAGAAAGCAUUUACUGGAAACAGGAAGAAAACAAACAGUAACAAUAUUAAUAGAAAAAUGUACAAGACAGGUGAAUGAUUCAUAUGCAAAUGCUCACUACCACUCGGAGCCUAAAAUAGCUGAUCGUGCCACACUACCUUGACGUGGAUGAGACCCCUUCUCCCAUUCCUGGACAAUCAUGAGAGGUGAUAGAGAAUAAUCUCCAGGUCCUAGCUGUGCUCCCUCCUGGCUAUUGCAAAAAUUAGCCCUGGCCUGGCUGGAAGCAAGAUAGUUUUUUUCUGCCUGGGUUGUGGGCCUGAAAGAGUAACAUGGAAGUAACAUGCAGUGUCCUAUUAAUAGAAGAGCAAAUUUGUAGGUAUUUAUUUUUGGGGGAAGAUUGAAAGGUGGGGUCAUUAUCUCAAUUUACCUCUAAUGCAUGCAUUGGGUGAAAAUUUUGAGGCCUCUGUCAGGAUUCAAAGAGAGAUUGAGACAGACAUAAUGGUACCUUUCUCUGUAGGAUUCUGAAUGAGGUUUGUUUCAUAGUAACAUAGGGCAAUCUGAGUUGGAAGAGACUGUUGAAGCUCCUGUAAUACAAACCCCAGAGCAGGCGUAUCUUCAGCUACAUCAGGUUGCUCAGAGCCCCAUCCAACCUGACCUUGAAUGUUUCCAGGGAUGGGUUAUUCACCACUUCUCCAGGCAGCCUGUGCCACUGUUCCACUACCCUCAUCAUAAAAAAAUUGUUCCAUACAUCUAGCCUGAAUUCUUUUAUUUUAAACCUAUUUCCCCUUGUCCUAUCACUACAGACUGUAAUAAAUUGUCUGCUUCUGUCUUUCUUAUAAGCCUCCUUUAAGCAGAGGCCACAAUAAGGUCUCCCCAAAGCUUUGUGUUCUCUAGACUGAACAGUCCCAACUCUCUUUUGUUGAUAGCAUUAUAUAUUAAUUAUUUGAAGGCUAAAUAGAAAAACUUAGUAUUUAUGGAAAGUAAAACAUUACCAGUGAAAAUUAAUCCAUAAACAAUAGGACAAAAAGCACUGAAAAGAAACAAUUCCUCUGGAGAUUGAUACAGGGCUCAUUUUUGAGUCACCAGGGUGGAUACUUAGGCAUAAAAAUAUAUGCUUGUUUUGCUAGUCAUGUGUGUGCCUGCUAUAAUGCUGUGUGUCCUGAGUGCUGAGGUAAAGGCUACCCACAGCAUUUCUGCUGUGUAGGAAUUUGAUGCUUUGUGGAACAGUUCACUGUUACCAUCUUGUGGCUCCACAAGAGCAGUGGAGGAGGUGCAGUUGACAGCUGCAAAGGUGAUGCAGGGCAGCUUGUGUUGUGGAACACACAUUUGGGUACGUCACCACUGUUUUGGUGCCCAAACUAAAGUAGAAAUGGCAGGAGAAGACAGCUCUAACAAGAAGGUAUAUGGAUUCAGGCAUGAAGAGCUCUUCAUGCAAGAAAGACUGAGUAGAUUGGCACUGCUUAGAGACGGUAAGAAUAGAGAAAUAGAAUUCUCUGAAAAACAAAUGUGAUGGGAAAAGGCAACCUAGACUCCUCUGCCUAUUUUUCCCUGUCACACAAAGCUGAUCAAUGAACCUGGAAGUCCAAGAGCAUAACAGCUGUAAGGUAUGCUCUGUACCACAUCAUAGCCUACAAUUUCAUUGUCACAUGCUGCCAUUAUCUUAGCCAAUGUUCCAGAAGAAUAAGAAAUAGAGGCAAAUAAUUGAAUAUUGAGGAGCAAGCAACUGUAUCUAAUACCUUCAGUUUUAAUUAUUAAGGUGUGUAAUGAUUCAUGACCACACUUAACUUUCUGGCAGUAGAAAAUAAUUUUUUCUAGCAGCUUAAGCAGCUUACAUGAAGGGAAAGAAGUAUGUCUCCACAGCUGUUUGGGAAGCUGUUCCCAUUUGGGUGGGAGCCUGAAAACUCCCAUUAACUCUCACUUUUAAAGCCUGGCUUCUCAGUGUAUGGAACACUGGUAAAAUGGAAAACCUUAACAUGCAUUCUGAAACAAAUCUGAAAUAUAUCUGGCACUUGGGCGUCUCUCUCCACACAUCAUCAGGCAUGGGAAAAGCUGUACAGAGGGAGGUGGUUAGCACAUGAGCUUGAGUCACAGAAGAUAAGCUUUUCUAUAGCAGCCACCUUUGAGGGGAAGGCAGGAUGGAGACUCUCCAGGGACAGCAUAGCAGUGCCUGUUGCAGCUCGAAGCAACUCAGUUUUGUCCAUGACUUGUUACUCUUUGUAAGUCAGAAAGUUUGUACAGAGGUACAUUAUGCAGUAUUUCUGUUAAUCUAUGGACUAAGCACUGACAAAAUCUGUAUUUCAGUUGACUUUUUUUUUUUUUAAAUUAGAAUUUCAAUUUGAUGUUGUCAUUGAGAGCUAAUAUUUUGGAUAGAAACUUCCAUACAUGCAGGUCAGAUUGUUUAUCUACUAUUUCAGUGCUGAGUGGGUGAGAUAUUAAGUCUAGGUGAUAACAGGCACAAGUUUAGCAUGGUCUCAAGAGAAAAUAAAGUAGUCUGGAGUAUGUGAUGCAACUUUCAAAGCUGUGUUUUUCAGUGUCUUUAAUUUGUAGGCUGUCCUAACAUUUCCUUGUUGGAAGCUUGAACCCUCCGCAUUAGGGAAGGGGGAGAAAAGAGUGUGUUACAUUGUGUGUAGGGGGUGAAUUGGGUAGGCUUGCUUUCCUCAGUGACUUCUGAUAGAUGCUGUAGAAAUUGGUACCUCUGUAACAGAGCAGAUGAGAGGUUUAGGACCCUUCACUGAUAGAAUCGGCGAGCUGUGAGCAAUGGUAACGAGAUUGAUGGGACAGGUUCAUUAGCAAAAAGGAGUUUGUGUGUUUGAAUACCAGAAUGGAGGUGCCUGUUUUCCUGAUGAUGUGCAACUUGUGAUACACAAAAUUGAAGGAUAACUGAAGAGGAGGAAGGUGGUGGGCAGAUGUCACCUUGUUCAACAGGGCUUCUGUGUUCUACCAACAAACAGAUACCAAAAAAGUGAGCCUGAAAGCAUGUUAUGGAGAAUAUAUUAGAUAUUUGUCCACAAUGACACUUCCAUCAGGAAAGAGCCAACCCAACUUCAGACUGUGUUCAAAAGAUUUAAGGUACUGCAUGAAACUGUAAUGGCUUUCUUGUGUGCAUUGGAUACUGAGAUUAUUUUAGGCUGCUGUAUUAUCCCAGUGCUAUUGAGGAACUGGAGAGAACUCCAAGAGCAGCCUAAAGCAUGAGAGUAAGCUGAGUAAUCACCUUAGGAAAAAGUUCUGGGGGCAGUGUGUGCAAACUGACAGCUCUAUUGUGGAGAAAGUGCAUCAUUAAAAACAGUGGAAGAGAAUAUAAUACAGCAGAGAAUGAUUGAUUUUAGUUGUCAGGAUCAAGUAGUGAGAGGAAGUUGAGAAAUCUAAGGUUAAUAACAGGAAACUCCUUCUAGUCAUAGAAUCUGUUUGGGUUUCCCAAAUGCCUUACAAGGAAAAUUAUGGUAGUCAUGCUAACUGAGAUAUUCAGCAAUGAAGCUGAUGAAUCAUUAGUAAAUAUAAAAACCCAUGCCACAGAGGUUGUUUCUUUCCUUACCACUUCCUGUUUGUGAACAUUUAUUUGCCUUGAGCCAAAUAAAGGUGCAUUUUGAGAUUUCUAUGAAUUUGUACUAUAAAAUUAAUUAGAAGAAUGGUGCAUGUUUCCAAACACUUGCAGAGAUAUAAACAUUUUAGUAUCUUCAUUCUCUUUAGGUGGUGCCCUGACUAAUACAGACAAUUCUUGCAUGGGAUAAUAAUUUGCAUUUUUAAUGCAUCUCCUUGGAGGAGUCAUUUGUUGCUUACUCUGAAAUUGGAAUGGUGAUGAAGUGCACUGAGAGCUUAAAAUGAAAGUCAGUCAAACUGAUUUUGGUUUUAAACUGACAAACUGAUUGACUAACCUUAAGUCACCUUGCUAUUGAGGAAAGCAGUAAUGAUCACAGUUUUCUUCAACCUUUGGUGAGUCUGUAGCUUCCCAAUGGGAGUGUCUGUCAGAGUUUGGUUUUGGAUGGAAGUCAGUGGUUCCUUUCAUCCUGCUGCCAGGUAAUGAUGGUGGUACCCCUGUGUUCUUCUGUCCAGCCUGCACCAGGGCUUGGGUUCAGAGUAUGCUUUUUCUGUUAUCACUAAUGUCUGUAUUUGACAUACCUUUCCAAUUUUUUAAUGUGCUUUCAGCUUCCAAACAAUUUGCUGAAGAAGUCUUGAAAGUACACAAUGACUACAGGAAGAAACAUGGAGUGCCCCCAUUAAAACUCUGCAAGAAGUUAAACAGAGGAGCCCAACAGUAUGCAGAAGAACUGGCUACCACAAGAGUCCUCAAGCACAGCUCCGAGUCUGCUAAUGGGAAUUGUGGAGAAAACCUAGCAUGGGCAUCUUAUGACCAAUCAGGAAAAGAUGUGGCUGACAGAUGGUACAGUGAAAUAAAAAAUUACAGCUUUCAAAACCCAGGGUUUUCUUCUAGGACAGGUCACUUUACAGCAAUGGUUUGGAAGAACACAAAAAAGAUGGGAGUUGGAAAGGCAUCUGCUAGUGAUGGCUCAACGUUUGUGGUGGCUAGAUAUGAUCCAGCUGGAAAUGUAGUAAAUCCGGGCUAUUAUGAAGAAAAUGUUCUUCCUCCAAGAAAAUAACUAUUUUUUUAAGGUAGUCUUAUUGCUUAAUGACAAGUGAACCUGGAUUUGCACCUAAUAGUGUUGAAAUGAAGCCCAAUUCAAUGAAAUCCAUUUGAUACUUCUGUUCAUGUCUCAGUGUGGAGGAAGCAAUUACAUUUUGCUUGAGUCAAUCUGCACAUCAGGCCCCUGCUGUUUCUGAGGGGACCUCAGGUUAUUUGAGGAUGAACUAUAAGCAGCAUUUCUGAAGGAUAACAUGGGUAAUUUUUUUUUAAUUGUUUGCAUGAACUCUGUGUCAGCAUGUGAGUAAACACAUGUUGGAUGUCUAUUUUUUUUUUUUUUGAACAAACAAAUGUAUAGCUUUCUGGAAACUGAAGACACCAGCUUGUAAUUAUAUUAUGUACUCCCAGCUGUCCAAUACUUCUUAAUAACUGUACCUUAGUUGCUCUGUCUUUACCUCCUGCUGUUGUAGGACCCUACUCUCUGCAGAUGGAACACAUGCAAAACUUCCUGUAUGAAAGGUACCUGUGUAAAAUGUAGUGGAAUUCAGACCUGUGUGUUUUUAUUAAGAGGAUCUUGCAGAACACUAAAAGGCUGCUGGCAAAACUGUGGACAGCAAGCAAGCUGUACCUAAUGCAUGAUCUAAAAAAAAACCCUAAAAUUUUUUAAUCCCAUUUUAGAUGCUGAUAUGUAAAAUAUGUUUGAGAUGAGUAUAUUUUAAGUUCAAAGUGCAUCCUACAGUUUACAGUAUGUACCUUGUAUUAUAAUCAAAUUGUUUACUUCCAUUGCAUAAAAAUAAGAUUCUACUUUUUUGAUAUUUAUGCACAAAAAUGUUUCUUUGAUGGUGUACUUUGGAUUUUGUUUCUCAGUAACUUAUUUUUAUUUCCUAAGGAAUAUCUUUUAAAGGUGCCAUGCUAUACAGGCAAUAACAUUCGCAAAUCAUCUCAUCUUCUUUAAUAAUGUAACAGUAGGGGUAUUCACAUUGUCAUAAUUAAAAGAUGUUUGCUCUUUAUUAAUAUUAUUCAGUAAUAGUACUAUUUCAUGUGCUGGAUUGAUGCCUUGAAAACAAUGAAGAUUUAAUUUCCUUAAGAACAAGCCAAGCAAAAAUUCUGGGGACACUCUUUUCUCUGAUUAAAUGUGGAUUGGGCCAUUUUGGCCAGGUUCAUAUAUACUCUGCUUCAAUUUGGGGGCUUGUUUUCUUUGUAAAAGUUUCUCUUGACUUUUGCUGGGAUUCUAUAUGCCAUAAUCUGGUUCAUGGACAGUGCCAUUACAGAAAUAUUUCUUUUUGUUUACACAGUUGUAAUAAACUGCACUCUUAUGGCUUGAUUAUUUGUCACUGUGAUGCUGUUUGUUACAAUUUUUUUGGUGUAACCAAGAAUUUGACACAUAUCAUGAACAACUGAAAAAUAAAUAUUUUUUAAUAUGAA
Messenger RNA from Melospiza melodia melodia, 10661 nucleotides. It is a transcript of the gene GLIPR2, whose product is annotated as GLI pathogenesis related 2. The coding region runs from base 8737 to 9255 and encodes 172 amino acids. The transcript is spliced from 4 exons. Gene Ontology annotation, cellular component: extracellular region. Lineage: Eukaryota; Metazoa; Chordata; Aves; Passeriformes; Passerellidae. The record is from RefSeq and is a predicted model, not a curated record.